Molecule: messenger RNA, 3100 nt
Organism: Dicentrarchus labrax (European seabass)
Lineage: Eukaryota; Metazoa; Chordata; Actinopteri; Moronidae
Gene: p4ha2
Product: procollagen-proline, 2-oxoglutarate 4-dioxygenase (proline 4-hydroxylase), alpha polypeptide 2
Exons: 15
Coding region: 163-1779 (538 amino acids)
Biological process (GO): peptidyl-proline hydroxylation to 4-hydroxy-L-proline
Cellular component (GO): endoplasmic reticulum
Molecular function (GO): procollagen-proline 4-dioxygenase activity; iron ion binding; L-ascorbic acid binding
Source: RefSeq, a predicted model, not a curated record
AUUAAGUUCAGCCCUGCAGGAGGUUCUGUACGUGGCAGCGACUAAAAACCCCUCUCUGUCCUACUCAUAACCCCUGGGUGCCAAGUGAAACUGCGUCCACAUUGCAAAGUGUGACAGCGUUCCUUAAAACCCACGAGAAUAAAGGUUAUUGAAAGAGACAGAAUGAGGAGGUCCCUGUCUUACAUCCUCUGGGCUCUCCUCUGGUGCUGCUGCUGCAGGACAACGCAGGCAGAGAUCUUCACGUCCAUUAGCCAAAUGACAGAUCUGAUCUACACAGAAAAAGAGUUGGUCCAGUCUCUGAGGGAAUACAUAAAAGCAGAGGAGUCCAAGCUUGCUGCUGUCAAAAGCUGGGCCAACAAACUUGACGCUCUGACCAGAUUGUCCACCUCUGACCCAGAAGGAUACCUGGCCCACCCAGUAAAUGCCUACAAACUGAUGAAGAGACUCAACACAGAGUGGACUGAACUGGAGAGUCUUGUCCUUCAGAACCCCUCUGAUGGGUUCAUUUCCAACAUGUCCACACACAGACAGUACUUCCCAGAUGAAGAGGAUGAAACGGGUGCAGCCAAGGCGUUAAUGCGUCUUCAAGACACGUACCAACUGGAUUCUGAGGCUUUCUCCAAAGGAAAGCUGUCAGGUCUGCACUCCAGUGCCUUACUGACAGUGGACGACUGCUUCGACAUGGGAAAGACUGCUUAUAAUGAUGCAGACUAUUACCAUGCUGUGCUGUGGAUGCAGCAGGCCUUGAAGCAGCUGGAUGCUGGGGAGGAAGCUGUGGUUACCAAGGCGGACAUUUUGGACUACCUCAGCUACUCCGUUUACCAAAUGGGAGACCUACCUCGAGCCAUUGAGCUGACACGCCGACUGGUGGCAAUUGACGCCAGCCACCAGAGGGCAGGAGGUAACCUCCGUUAUUUUGAGCGUUUACUGUUCAAGCAGCUCAAUGAGAUGAACCAGACCUACGAGCCUGCCUCUGAGGAGCCAAUCCAGCUGGGAACCUACAGCAGACCUAAAGACCAUCUCCCAGAGAGGGAGGCCUAUGAAGCCCUCUGCAGAGGAGAGGGGCUUCAAAUGACUGAAGCAAGGCGCAGCCGUUUGUUCUGUCGCUACCAUAAUGGUUAUAUGAAUCCUCGUCUCCUGCUGAAGCCCAUGAAAGAGGAGGAUGAGUGGGAUAGUCCACACAUCGUACGCUACCUGGACAUCCUGUCACAUGGAGAGAUUCAGAAGAUUAAGGAGCUGGCUAAACCCAGGCUUGCCAGAGCUACUGUCCGUGACCCCAAAACAGGCGUCCUGACCACAGCCAACUACAGAGUGUCAAAAAGUGCAUGGUUGGAAGGAGAGGAUGACCCUGUUAUUGAAAGAGUCAAUCAGAGGAUAGAAGACAUCACAGGCCUCACAGUAACCACUGCAGAGUUACUACAGGUUGCUAACUAUGGAGUUGGAGGACAGUACGAGCCACAUUAUGACUUCUCAAGGAAAGAUGAGCCUGAUGCUUUCAAAAGAUUAGGCACUGGAAAUCGUGUGGCAACUUUUUUGAACUACAUGAGUGAUGUCGAGGCAGGAGGCGCCACGGUCUUCCCUGACUUCGGAGCAGCAAUCUGGCCUAGAAAGGGGACGGCAGUGUUCUGGUAUAAUCUGUUCAAGAGUGGAGAAGGAGACUAUAGGACAAGGCAUGCAGCCUGUCCUGUCUUAGUGGGAAGUAAAUGGGUGUCAAACAAGUGGAUUCACGAGCGUGGACAAGAGUUCAGGAGACCCUGUGGCCUCACAGAAGUGGAUUGAAUUUUGACCCACACCUAAGGAACUUGCAGAAAUACUCAAACACACAAACACGCAUACACACACACACACACACACACCCUUGUGCCUUAAUUCUGGCAAUGAUGCAACUCACAGACACACUCUGCAACACUUACAUAAGUGUUUUCUCCCUGAACUUGUCGAACUACGUGACUCAGAAGUGUUUUUUAUGAGGAAAUUAUGACACCGGUGUGUACGAUCUAGUCAGAUCAUCUUUUUUUUACCAGAAGUUACAUAAAUUCUAUGUCAUGCAUCCUCACACCACCCUACUUAAUUAAAUAAGUUAAUUUAAAUUGACAAAUCACAUGUUAUAAGGACAAUUUUACUUAAUUGUACUUACAAUGCAUGAUUUACAAUACAUGAACAUUUAAAAAAAAAUUCUUUGUCUUGGUUUGGCAAUGUACAACCCAUUUUAUAAUAGGUUAAGAUUCAAUUACUAACACUCCAGUUUGCCCUCCACACUGCUCCAUUAAAAAAAUGUUCUACAUGUUAGAAGCAACUAUUAGAUUUUCAAAGUAAAAGCAUUACCAUUAGUGGUCACACAGAGUCUUGUGUAUUAAUAUUGAUAAUAUCUUGUGUUAAAAACACCAAAACAUACAGGAAGUGUAACAAAAACUUUACCAAGUGGUGUUAGUGCAGGUUAUUCAGAUUUCCUUGUCACUUUAAUAUACAUAUUUGGAAAGAAACAAUUUGAUUUCAGUACAUUUAACAAGUUUCUUACUAAGAAGCAGGAACUAAGUGAAUGAAAGUUGUGUUAUUUUUUGAUAAAUAAUGAAAAAUGACUUUUGGUGACGGAUUCAGACUUGUGGACCCAACUGUAGACUUUGCACCCCAUUCAAAUAUUACAAAUUACACAAGAGUUAACUGCUAUGUAAUGCUACAAUGUACAUUAUUUUUGGAAAGGACUGAAAAGAUGUUAAAUAUUUGGCAGCCAAAUAUCAGAAAUGUCAAUUUACAAAAAACACCUUAAAUGCAAAGUAAAGUUAUGGGCUGGUAUUAGCUUUAGAGGUUAAAGUAAUGCAAAAAACACCACAAGUUGACUUUAGACACAACAUUUGCAUUACUGUAUCUUCAUUGCAAACCGCUUUAUUGUGAUUUAAUUGUCACUAUAUCCCUGUCACUCCAUUCUUUAUCAUUUGCGUUGUGUUUUAUACCCCUUCAAACUUAAAAGAAAUACAUUUCCUCCAAAUCAUGUCCAUGAUGUAUUUAUAUAAUGUUUAAAUUAUUAAGCUGUUGUUACAUUGUGUGCUCUUUCUACAAGAUGGCAAACAAGCAAGUCAAUAAACAGUGUCUUUUAUUAAAA